AGUGUUCCAGUAGGAACAGUCACUGCUGCUGGUUCCUACUGUGAGCAGGCUUGGAGAAGCAGCAGCGGUGACAUCAGCGUGCCCCUAGAUCGAGGAUUGUGCACCGACCACUGGAUUAACCACAGGAUUAACAAAGGUAACGGACAAACAGGACCACAGAUUGAGGAUAGUUAUGGAUACAGGAAGAUGAUUGCAUUUGUCCAAUUACCUGGCACAGCAGAUGUCUGCAGAAAGAAUGACAGAUGGGGAUGAGCAGAAAGUCAACGCUUUGUUCAGGUUGGGGCAGAGGUCACGGUACAUAUCAGCACUUCUACAAGAAAGAAGAAACUCUCAAGCCAUCCUGCAGGUGGGAGCACGCAAGGCCCACUCCAGAAGUCUCAACAUGGAGAGAAAAGUGAGGAAAAUCACUAUUGUAUCUAAACCUGAAGCUACAUAUUUUCUUCAAAUUGAAUGGAAGCAAGAUUUAGGCAAUGGAUUUAAUGUAACACUCUGUGAUGGGCAGAAUGCAUGGACUAGUGAAGUGUCCAAGGAGGAUUUGUCCAAGGAAGCUGCCGAUAUGGAGAUGGAGCAUUCAAAGUAUAUCGAAGAGUUAAAAAAAGCGCUUAUUACUGUUCAACAGACAGGCAGCAAAUAUAGCUUUGACCUUGUGAAAGAUGAAGAAAACCCUGAAAUGUAUUGCUUUACAUAUGAGAAAACAUUAAAGGAUGUUUCGUUUAAACUUGGAUCGCUCAGACUCACUAAUGCCUCAGACCCGGCCGAAAUAAUCAAGGAGUUUAUUAAUUAUUGCUUGAACUGUGCAACAGAAUUACAUAGUAGAAAUGAAUAUCUGCUGAAGGAGAAUGAAAGGCUACGGCAGGACUGGGACGACAUGCAUAAACAGCUUGAGAAAUUUGUGAAAAGUAAGGAGGAUCUGGAGCGAGAUCUUUAUACUCGAUUUACCUUAGUGCUAAAUGAGAAGAAAGCUAAAAUUAGAAGUCUGAAUCAAAAGUUGUCACAGACUGAAAAAAAGGUGUCAGAGAAAAGCAGCAGUUCUAUUCCAUUUGAUACUCUCCCUGUUGCGGAUUACAAUGGCUCAACAGAUGAGGAAAGCUCAGAGGUUAAAGAGGAAGCUGCUCCACCGCCUAUAUCGAAACGCCGAUCUCUUUUAAACAGCCCUGAUGAUUCACCAGAUAUUGCUCCAAGCAGAAAACGAAGACUACGGGGGCAAAAAGAUUAUUAUACCCAAAUGAAGGAUAAACUUUCACAACUCGAAGAUCAAGAAGACCAAAGAAGUAAGCCAGCCUCUUCAAAGACAACUGGCAAGAAUCCUUCAUCAGUAAAUCCUCCUUUACCAACAUCAAAAAACUCUCCAGAUCCCGAUGACCUUUUCAGUGACAUUUAGCUAAAACUCUAAUCCACUUCUGCUUAAACAAACAGACCCGGAGCAAUUAUUGUGUGAUAAAUGUAUAUUGUUCCUACAAAUGGAGCACUUGUCCCGCUGAGCGACUGAGUGUAUGUAGAAGUACAACUAUCCUCAGUGUAUUUUACAGCUAUCUGACAGAUUUUUCUAACUUCCAUUUUAAUGAAUUAUUUUCUUACAAUCUGGAAUUUGACUUUUAUUUACAAAAAUAAAAUUCAAUAAAUA
Molecule: messenger RNA, 1624 nt
Organism: Hyla sarda
Lineage: Eukaryota; Metazoa; Chordata; Amphibia; Anura; Hylidae
Gene: XRCC4
Product: X-ray repair cross complementing 4
Exons: 9
Coding region: 221-1381 (386 amino acids)
Biological process (GO): response to X-ray; double-strand break repair via nonhomologous end joining; immunoglobulin V(D)J recombination
Cellular component (GO): DNA ligase IV complex; nucleus; DNA-dependent protein kinase-DNA ligase 4 complex
Molecular function (GO): DNA binding
Source: RefSeq, a predicted model, not a curated record